Messenger RNA from Cylas formicarius (sweet potato weevil), 2308 nucleotides. It is a transcript of the gene AIF, whose product is annotated as apoptosis-inducing factor 1, mitochondrial. NCBI's taxonomy places the organism in Eukaryota, Metazoa, Arthropoda, Insecta, Coleoptera, Brentidae. Gene Ontology annotation, biological process: apoptotic process; mitochondrial respiratory chain complex assembly. Gene Ontology annotation, cellular component: mitochondrion; cytoplasm. The transcript has 12 exons. The record is from RefSeq and is a predicted model, not a curated record. The coding region runs from base 217 to 2202 and encodes 661 amino acids. Gene Ontology annotation, molecular function: protein dimerization activity; FAD binding; NAD(P)H oxidase H2O2-forming activity.
UCAACUAAAAUUUAGGAACUUAUUUAGGCGGAUUGCAGUUGAUUUCAGUUAUUAUUUGGACGGCUAUAUUAUUUUCGCCAAACGAAAGUUGCCUAGACGGAAAGUUACAAUUAGAAUGGCAGACGCGCGCAAUAAUAAACGAAUGUUAAGGAUUCGUGACAAUGUGACAUUAUUAUGAAGCGAUUGCUGUAAUUCGUGUCUUCCGAUUGCGGCGACAUGUUUCGUGCGAAAUACUUGUCCAAAGCGACGUGCUUGCUCCCCACUCGUUCCGCGUUUACGAGUGGUUUCGUCAAUGGUCCGCCGCAAAGGCGGUGUCCUAGCAUCUCAUCGAAAAAAUUUUACUGCAGUAAAGAUGAAAUCAAGAAGGUGAGCAGCGACACUCUUCGUUUGAAAGACUGCAAGCCUGUGGACAUUAAUCCUUCUGAACCGAAAAAGAGAAUUCCGUCGAUACAAGAGUGCCGAAACGAUUUGGGGGGAUUGUCGCAGCCGGAUGGAUCUUCCGAUGGAAACAAUCGCAACGAAAAAGGGCGAAGUAAAAUUAUAAUCGGACUUAUUGUCGCGGCCGUUGCCGCCGGAGCCCUCUAUUUCGUGGUACUGGGACGCGACAAAGUGCAGGAACCCGCGGCGAAACAGAAAAAGUCGAAAUCUGUCAAAAAAGCCAUUAUAGAAGUGAGGGAUCCGAAAGAAUCGAAGGACAUUCCCAAAGCGGUUCCGUACCUGUUGAUCGGUGGAGGCACCGCCUCGUUCACCGCGUUCAGAGCUAUCAAAUCGAGCGAGCCCACCGCCAAGGUGUUGAUGAUAUCCAACGAAUCUUUCUAUCCGUACAUGAGGCCGCCCCUUUCGAAGGAAAUCUGGUUCAACGAGGACGAGGGCUCGGUGAAAAAUUUAAUGUUUAGGCAGUGGAACGGUUCAGAGAGAAGCUUGUUUUACGAGCCGGAAGAUUUUUACACAAACUGCAAAGACCUGAUGCAGAGCGAGAACGGGGGCGUAGCAGUAGCCCGCGGGUGGACCGUCACCCGUAUCGAUGUGAUGGAAAAAGUCGCCUACUUGGACGACGGGACCGCCAUUCAGUAUGACAAAUGCCUUAUCGCAACAGGGGCCACGCCGAGGCUGCCCCCCGUAUUCCGGGUGGCCGUCACGGACGAAAACCUCAAAGAUAGAGUGAAACUGUUCAGAAACAUCCACGAUUUUCAAGACGCUCACGAAGCGUUCGAAAAGGCGAAAUCGAUAGCGAUCGUCGGGGGGGGAUUCUUGGGCAGCGAGCUGGCCUGCGCCUUCGGCAGGAAAGAUAAACGAAAAGCGAAGGAAAUCUACCAGAUAUUCAGGGAAAGCGGAAACAUGGGCAAAAUCCUACCGGAGUAUCUCAGCGUGUGGACCACCGAGAAGGUUAGGGCGGAGGGGGUAAACGUCAUUCCGAGCACCGAAAUCGUGGGAAUUCGGGACGUCAACGGCGCGGUUCAGCUGACUUUGAAUAGCGGUAAAACGAUCACGAUCGAUUUCGUUUUGGUCAGUUGUGGGGUGGAGCCAAACACCGAACUAGCGGAAAUGUCCGAUUUGGAAGUCGACCCGGAACUGGGCGGUUAUCUGGUGAACACCGAAUUGCAGGCCCGAACCGAUGUUUACGCGGCCGGAGAUUGCGCCUGCUUCUACGAUCCGAAACUCGGCCGUAGACGGAUCGAACAUCACGACCAUUCGGUGGUUUCCGGCCGGCUGGCCGGCGAAAACAUGGCGGGGGCGCGCAAACCGUACCACCACCAAAGCAUGUUCUGGUCAGAUCUGGGGCCGGACGUGGGCUACGAAGCGAUCGGCGUAGUCGAUUCGUCUCUGCCUACGGUGGGGGUCUUCGCUAAGGCGACCGAGGGGGAUACCCCGCGGGCGGUCGUGACGGAAUCGAACGAAGGCGACAGAUCCAAAACGGAAAACCUGCCUCAGGAGUGCGAAAAGUUCCUUUCGGACGAGGAGAAAGAAAAACUGAAGGAAACCCAAAAAAGUUUGGCGCCCAAAAAGAACGAAGGCGAAGAUUUCGGAAAAGGCGUGGUGUUCUACUUGCGGGACGACGUCGUCGUCGGCAUCGUGUUGUGGAACGUGUUCAACCGGAUGUCCAUAGCGAGGCAGGUGCUCAAAGAUCAGAGGAAAUACGACGACCUCAACGAGGUCGCCAAACUGUUCAACAUUCACGAAAAUGAAAAUAAUCCGGAUUGAGUGAUAUUUGGUGCCGUAAAAACGAGACUCGUUUACCGUUAGGAUUUAUAUCUUCUUGCAUUUUCACGUUUGUAUCGGUUUUUGUACAUAUAACUCUAAUAAAAGC